ACUACUAAAUUUUAGUACUUCUCUUUCCACCUUAACUUUAGUAAAUAAGACACGAUGGUUAACGUUCCAAAGACUAGAAAGACCUACUGUAAGGGUAAGGAAUGUCGUAAGCACACUCAACACAAGGUUACUCAAUACAAGGCCGGUAAAGCCUCUUUAUUCGCUCAAGGUAAGAGAAGAUAUGACCGUAAACAAUCCGGUUUCGGUGGUCAAACCAAGCCAGUUUUCCACAAGAAGGCUAAGACUACCAAGAAGGUUGUCUUGAGAUUAGAAUGUGUCGUCUGUAAGACUAAGGCUCAAUUAUCUUUGAAGAGAUGUAAGCACUUCGAAUUGGGUGGUGACAAGAAGCAAAAGGGUCAAGCUUUACAAUUCUAGUAGUGUUGUUGGUUUACAUAUUAUUAUAAAAUUUAUAAAUAAGAAAAACCCCUUCAUGACAAAGAAUAUACAUUUAAUUUAAUGAUUUGUGUGGUGUUUGACUAUUUCACUUGUACUUUAUUCGUGUAUUAAGGAAUACAUACCUUUAUUGAGAUUUUGACAUGUAGAGUAACUCGACUAGUUCGGGACAAUCGCGCCUGAUAAUACCGCUAUAAUUCCGAAUCAAUUUCAGCCUAGGCCAAAAAAAAAGUGGACUACGUAGCAGGUGCGAAUCUCGCUAGCCCACGGUUAACUUCCCACAUCAUUAUUAAUUACUUAGUAGUAUCAGUGACUAUAUCUCUCUAUCAUUUUCUAUGAAAUCCCGAUCUUGUCGACACAAGAUCUAUCCAAUAAGAAACGUACAAACUUAGCACAAACGAGACGACUUGUUUUGAUUUCUGAAACUUCUUGUCAUGUUUAUUUUUUUUUUUUUUGGCUGCAUGUAGAAAUUUUUGUUAACAAAUAAGUCGUAGAGUACUGUGGUGAUUUUUCUGUGGGAUCUCAUUACUUGGACAACCAUCAAACAAUAUCCAUACACAUUACUAUAUCCCCUACGGAAUUUAGGUAAUAUUACCGAAUAGGCUUUUUGGAAGAGGUAGUGACCACGUUAGAAAACAAUCAUGAAUUUUGACGAGCUCACUGAAGCUCAGAAACAACAACUUUACUACCAACACCUUCAACAACAACAACAACAGCAACAACAGCAGCAACAACAACAGCAACAGCAACAACAAUAUCAACAGCAAUACCACCAGAAUGCUCAACAACAACAAUAUCCCCAGUUCACACAACAACAGGCAUACCCGCAAAUGAACCAGUACGCACAACAACCCAACAUCGUAUACCAACAACAACAACAACAACAACAACAACAAAUAUCUCAACAAUAUGCACAAUACGACGAUAGCUAUAUGGAUGAAGACACUUCACAAAUACUAGAUCAGCCUCCGACAGUGCAAGAUCAGAAUUCUCCGGUUAGACGACAACAGGAGCCAACAGUGCCAUUAUCUUCCACAUCACCCCGAUUCAACUUGGGAUUCGACAAUGCUAGCCCGUUCACCAAUACCAAUAAUGACUCAUUCGAAAACGGGAAAUUCACCUCGAUAGAUUCCUUGAAUUUCAGACCUCCAACUUCAGCAUUCACUCAGUUGAACAACAACAGUCAUACUAAUCUUUCUGAAAUUAGUAGCAAUUCAGCCACCAAUUCUUUGGUAUCCCAUCAUUCAAAUCAAAACGUGGGUUCUCCAGUUAUAACCAAUAGUACUAUUCCUUCCGGUAUUACACAGCCUCAAGCUGCACCUACUCCUGCUGCUAAGAACACAGUCAAUAUUGUCAGACAGCCGAACUUGCUCACCAAGAACUCACAAGAGAAGGCUGCCUCCAUCAAAUUAACUUUGGAAAACUACUAUACCAUGUCUGUCAACCAUGCCAUUGAAAGAAACCAAAGAAGAUUAGACUUAGAACACAAGUUGUUGAAUGAAGAAAGUGGAUCUUCGGAAGAAAGAAAGAACCGUCAAUUGCAAAACUUGGGUAAGAAGGAAUCUCAAUUCUUGAGAUUGAGAAGAACUAAAUUAGCAUUGGAAGAUUUCAACACCGUGAAAGUUAUUGGUAAAGGUGCCUUUGGUGAAGUUAGAUUAGUGCAAAAGAAAGAUACCGGGAAGAUUUAUGCUAUGAAGACAUUAUUAAAGUCAGAAAUGUAUAAAAAGGACCAAUUAGCCCAUGUCAAGGCUGAAAGAGAUGUAUUGGCAGGAAGUGAUUCUCCUUGGGUUGUUUCUUUAUAUUAUUCAUUUCAAGAUUCUCAGUAUUUAUACUUGAUUAUGGAGUUCUUACCUGGUGGUGAUUUAAUGACCAUGUUGAUUAGAUGGCAAAUCUUUACUGAAGAUAUCACUCGAUUCUAUAUGGCUGAAUGUGUCUUGGCUAUUGAAGCUGUUCAUAAAUUAGGAUUUAUCCAUCGUGAUAUUAAACCUGACAAUAUCUUAAUUGAUAUUAGAGGACAUAUUAAAUUAAGUGAUUUCGGGUUAUCUACUGGGUUCCACAAGACCCAUGAUUCCAACUAUUACAAGAAAUUAUUGGAAAAGGAAACACCAAACACUCAACAUUUACAACCUCAAACUGCCAAUGGAGCACGUAAUUCAGUUAUGGUUGAUGCCAUCCAUUUGACCAUGUCAAAUAGACAACAAAUGCAAACAUGGAGAAAAUCACGAAGAUUGAUGGCAUAUUCGACCGUGGGUACUCCCGAUUAUAUUGCUCCUGAGAUUUUCAUACAUCAAGGGUAUGGACAAGAAUGUGAUUGGUGGUCGCUUGGGGCAAUUAUGUUUGAAUGUCUUGUUGGAUGGCCACCAUUUUGUUCUGAAACUCCUCAUGAGACAUAUCGUAAGAUCUUGAACUGGCAGGAAACCUUGCAAAUACCAGAAGAUAUUCAUUUAUCUCCCGAAGCCGAAGAUCUUAUUCGAAGAUUAUUGACAUCAUCUGAAAAUAGACUUGGACGAUACGGAGGGGCUGAAGAAAUCAAGCAACAUCCGUUCUUCCGUGGUGUUGAUUGGGAAACGAUUAGACGGGUGGAUGCGCCAUUCAUUCCUAAAUUAAGAUCAAUUACCGACACUAGAUUCUUCCCUACCGAUGAAUUGGAGAAUGUUCCUGAAAACCCAGCAUUGAGUAAAGCCAUGCAACAACGGGAAAUGGACGCCAAGACUGGGAAAAAGAAUCUUAAGGAAGAUUUGCCAUUUAUUGGAUAUACUUAUUCGAGAUUUGAUUAUUUAACCAGGAAGAAUGCGUUGUAAAACUGUUUUAUAUAUAUAGUGAUUCAUAUGCUUUGAAAUUUGUGAUUUGUAACUUAACAAAAUACAAUGAAUAUAGACCUUAAAUUGAAUUAUAGUUCGAAUAAAAUGACAACAGAAGAAACGGGCGGAGUAUAUAGGAAAGCGAUGAGCGGAGAGUCGAGGGUUAUUUUUUUCCAAUGUAAAUGUAGAAGGUCGCCCACCCACAGUUUUAUUACAAUUAGGCUUGUUAUUAGUCCCCUACGGUAGGUAAAAGGUGGGGCGGUCCAUUGUUAUUGCAACCCCCCAGUUUCGGUAUGAGCUUCCGGACUGUUUUUAUCUCAUUGUCAAUUCUUCAUUACGUUUUCUUACAUCGUAGAACAAGGGAAGUGGUAAUAUCGUCUCAGGGAUGACAAUGGCUCACGGUAGUUAGGUAAUGCUUUUAAGUGCAUACCCGAAGUAUCCCGACAGUUCUCAUAUAGAAGAAUACUACCUUGCUGGAUAUAAGCAAUUGGUUCUAAACGUUGCCAAUUGAACCAAGGGGAUUGGUUUAGGGGGGUAUUUCACCUACUUAAUUUCAAUACACGGCUGAUGUUAUUUUUUGUGAUAUUUUUACUUUAAUGUGAGAUGCCGAUUUUUUCCUCUUUUGUAUUAUUUUAUUUUAUAUGCAAUGAAGAUCGGAUUUAAAAUU
This is a messenger RNA of Spathaspora passalidarum NRRL Y-27907, 3861 nucleotides long. It is a transcript of the gene CBK1, whose product is annotated as serine/threonine protein kinase. Gene Ontology annotation, molecular function: protein serine/threonine kinase activity; ATP binding. The coding region runs from base 1035 to 3194 and encodes 719 amino acids. Lineage: Eukaryota; Fungi; Ascomycota; Pichiomycetes; Serinales; Debaryomycetaceae. The record is from RefSeq and is a predicted model, not a curated record. The transcript has 2 exons. Gene Ontology annotation, biological process: intracellular signal transduction; peptidyl-serine phosphorylation.